This is a messenger RNA of Chlorella variabilis, 381 nucleotides long. RefSeq lists its product as hypothetical. Gene Ontology annotation, molecular function: cysteine-type deubiquitinase activity. Gene Ontology annotation, biological process: protein deubiquitination. Lineage: Eukaryota; Viridiplantae; Chlorophyta; Trebouxiophyceae; Chlorellales; Chlorellaceae. The transcript has 2 exons. The annotation marks the transcript as partial. The record is from RefSeq and is a predicted model, not a curated record.
GGCGGCUGCAACAAGUCGUGCCCUGUCACCACACAGCUAGAGCAGGCGCCGCGCGUGUUCAGCCUACAGAUCGCCUGGCUGAGCAAUCAGGAGGCGCCGCAGGACAUUGGCUGCACAUUGGCGGCGCUGGACGAAACGGUGGACCUCAGCGAGGUGUACCAGGGCGUGCAGCCAGCGCUGCACCGCUACCGCCUUCGCAGCAUGGUGUGCUACUACGGCCAGCACUACCAGGCGAUGGUGCUGGUGCCCGACGCUGGCGGCUGGCUCAUGUUUGACGACUCGCGGGUCAGCGGCGUGGGCGGCUGGGCUGACGUGCGACGCAAGUGUGAGGCGGGGCACAUCCAGCCCAGCGUGCUCUUCUACGAGGCGGUGCAGGGCUGA